AUGUCUGCUGGUGUAGAAAAAGCUUGCCAUCGAUGUAUUUCAAAAAUUGCCAGCAAUGCUUGUUUAAUCUUUGGGCUCCUUGCCUUCCUUGCAGUGCCACUGUCAAUGGCUUUUGUGGGGAUGAAGUUCCUGGAUAGUUGCCCUAUUCAACCAUCAAUUCCUUUGUAUUUGCUGGUUGGAGGAAUAAUCGGCAGUUUGAAGGUUACCCUCCUGCUCUAUGAUUCUGCAAAAAUGAGACAACUUCUUUCCAAAUCUGUCAUGAUUGGCGAUGAUGAUGAUGAUGAAUAUCCUUGGCGACAAAAUCUUCACCGAUAUUACAUCCAUAUUAUCCUCAGUCUGUUCCUGUUUGUGUGGUUUAUAUUGGGAAACUAUUGGGUAUUCUCUGCAUAUCUGCCCAAUUUUAUUCCACCUUUUCACCAGCCUCAGGAUUACUGCGAUAAAACUGUGUACAUCUUCUCAGUGGUUGUUCUGGUCAUAAGUCACACAGUUCUAGGCCUUUUGGUUCUGUGCAGUUGCUGCCUAUUCUCUUUCUCAGAGCAAAGUGAUGAUUCAGAAGAAGAAUGA
This is a messenger RNA of Rhincodon typus (whale shark), 564 nucleotides long. RefSeq names its product transmembrane protein 272-like. Lineage: Eukaryota; Metazoa; Chordata; Chondrichthyes; Orectolobiformes; Rhincodontidae. The coding region runs from base 1 to 564 and encodes 187 amino acids. The record is from RefSeq and is a predicted model, not a curated record. The transcript is spliced from 4 exons.